GGAGCUUCAUUGCUCACCGCCUCAUGUGUGCGGGCUGCCGGCUUGUGUGACAACAAAUGGUCGCGGGAUGCGCGAGUGCAAUCCGGCUGUCCGAUCGAGAGGACUUCUUCGCCUCCUCCUGCACCGUCCACACACCCCCACCGUUCCAUCGCUCCGGGAUCAGAAUGGAAGACCCCUUGUGACAGCACCACGGACAGACCCACGCUGAGACCGAGCAUGGCCGUGGACGCGGCGUCCAGCUUCAGCUUUUGCCGCGCCUCCCUGGAGCACACGUUGUCGGCUGAAGAGCUGAGCUACCAACUGCCACGUCGGUCCGGGGGCAGCAACCUGACCUGGCAUGACGGCCGUGGCGAGAAGACAGCUCACACGCGCACCGUCAAACUGCUGCAGCAGCCUGGCACAGAGGGCAUCCAGGUGCAUCCAGGUGAAGCCUUCACUGUGUUCCACACCAGCCCCACGUUGUCCAGUCUGUCCAAACCCGUGGUGCUGUGGACUCAGCAGGACGUCUGCAAGUGGCUUAAGAAACACUGUCCUCACAACUACCUGACCUAUGUAGAAGCCUUCUCUCAUCACGCCAUCACAGGGCGAGCCUUGCUGCGUUUGAACGGGGAGAAGCUCCAGAGGAUGGGAAUCGUCCAGGACACCCUAAGACAGGAAGUCCUCCAGCAAGUCCUCCAGCUUCAGGUUCGAGAAGAAGUCCGCAAUCUUCAGCUUCUCAGUCGGACCUCCUUUGGAAACUUCUCUUAGCUCAUCGUGUGGUCCAUUUGGCAACCCUUGUCCUCAGCCCCUGUCAGAAAAACUCCAUGGAGAUAGAUGCUUCUGUCUUCACAUUUGCAAUGGAGAAUUAAGCCUAGGAAAAGCCUGUUGACUACACGCCAACCAGUCUGCUGGAUUCUCAUUCAACGCUGGUUUACCAGACCUCCGGGUGAGAGACAAAGCCUCGCUCAAGGCCGGAAUACCAACUGUAGCAUAGCGAUAACGAGGCGAUCAUCUGAAAUUGUCUGGUUUCGAUCUAAGUAGCAAAUCCAUCCUUGUUAGUGGGAUUGAUAGAUACACGAGAUCCAUUACAAGAGUUGGCUCAAAAUGUCUGCUUUUACAAAUUUAAUGAUAACAAUAAUUGUAUUUGACAGUUUCAAUUAAAACUGAGCAUUAUUUUGAAAUUGAAAUGGUGGGGUAGUCAAGGUUGUAGUUUAACUUUUUUUGUUUUUUACAUAAAUUUUAACUUUUGAAACAAAGGGUGUUGAGAUCAUAGUUGAAAUAAUGUGUGUAUAUGUAUAUGAUAACUUUACACAAACAGCAGUGCAUUUUCCUCUCAGGAUUUGAGAUCGCUGGUGGAUGACUCAUAGUAGAUAUCAUCAGACGUUUUAUAUUGUGAUUGACUUAGACUAGAUUGACUAUGUAGCGAGACACUAUACACUACAGCACGUUUGAGGAUUGUAAAAUAACAUUCUCACGGAAGCUUGUGCUUGUUUCUAUGGGACAAAUCCCAAGGGCAGACAAGUAUAAUGUGAUGAUCUCGUUGUCUACGCUUGAUCAAGCAAUAAUCUAAAUGUAAUUACACAACGAGGACUAGCUGUUAGGGCUAAGUAAGAUACAUUGAAAUGCGUUAUUUUGUAGAAUGAUGUUUAUACUUUUGCCUGUUAUAGAGGCAGCAUUUAACUGCCUUGCAGUGUUGUUCAAGAACGUUACUGGAAGUCAUCUCCCUAUCGAAGAAACGGACAAACCCGGGCGGAUACAGUCAAACGUGCACCUGUCACUCCGUAAAACCAUCCCAUAAAAAACACAACAGCUUGUUUACGUUGCAAAAACUAAGAAUUUGCUGUCUUGUGAUUUUGUCACUCUAAGUGGUCUGUACCUCAGAGCGUUUGCAGAUUAUGUAAAUGUCAACAUUUAAUGGACGGUUGUCAAGCCACUGUGAUGCUGUCUAUGGAGUGGGAAUAAAAGAGACAUUUGAACAAACAAAUCAAUAAAGAAGACAUCACUAGACAUUUUUGAUAGGUGGUAAUGACAAAGGUUUUAAUAACUUUAUGAUCUGAUAUGUAUUUCUGUGCACUUUGAAAUAACACAUGUUUUUUGAUAUAUUGCCUGAAUGGCUUAAUGACCCUUAAGGAACUGUUGAAUGCAUGCCUGAUGAUUUUCUAAAUCACGGACACUGCCAAAGUCGUCUAAAAGUGUUCAGUCCUUGAUUACAUUUUAUGUUUUGAUUAAUGCUAGACGCCAGUUUUGGAUUACUACUGAAUGUUCUGGACAGAGGGAAAUGUUUUGCCUAACAAUGAAAAUAUAUGUGUCAAAAGAUUGUGUCAGAAGAACAAACAAACAAAUGCAUGGUAAGUAGUGAGUAAGAACUUUGCAUAGUCAGGGAACAUUAACAAAUUGAUGAUGUCACAGCCAGCAGUUCACAUAAUUCCGUAGAAAAUGACAAAAUUGAAAGAAUGAUGAAUGGGCCGUGUGCAACAGUGGGCAAAGUGGAUGUAUGUGCAAGAAUGGUUUACAGGAAGGACACUUGGAGAUAAAACCGGUCGAGGUGCCAGAGGAAAAGCGACAGGAGGAAAACAACCAAGAACCCGGCCAAAGGUGAUCGCCAAGGCCGAUAGACGGGAUGGAAAACAACAGCCCCCACAUAAUCAGCACCCACCCCCACGGAACCAGCUCUCACCGAACCAGCACCCACUCCCAUGGAAUCAAACUCUCCUGCGAACCUUGUUAUGUUGCCUUUCGGAAUGGAGACUUUCUGCUCUUGAGC
Syngnathus typhle (broad-nosed pipefish) is the source of this 2743-nucleotide messenger RNA. RefSeq names its product sterile alpha motif domain containing 10b (gene samd10b). Lineage: Eukaryota; Metazoa; Chordata; Actinopteri; Syngnathiformes; Syngnathidae. The transcript is spliced from 5 exons. Bases 217 to 747 code for a protein of 176 amino acids. Gene Ontology annotation, molecular function: protein binding. The record is from RefSeq and is a predicted model, not a curated record. Gene Ontology annotation, cellular component: cytoplasmic side of plasma membrane. Gene Ontology annotation, biological process: cell surface receptor protein tyrosine kinase signaling pathway.